CAAAAUGAGAGUCGCAGCUAUAUUGGUCUGCGCAUUCGCCGCUGUACUAGGAAAUGAUAUAAAACUUGACUUGGAUUUAAGCUUCCUAAUAUGUCCAUUAGAUGUAGCAAUUCAAACAUUCUUCCCUCACCAGCAUUGUGGCAUGUUCUAUCAGUGCUCUAAUGGAGUCGUUGUUGAGCGUCAAUGUUCGGGAGAUCUCUUGUUCGAUUUAGUUAACCAACAGUGCGACUGGCCAUAUAAAGUCGACUGCACUGGUAGAAAUACUACUGAGCCAAAACCAAAACAAAACGAAAGCACAGUAAAUGAAAGCGAUGGAGACGGUGACAACGCCACUUGCAAUUGUGAUCCGACUGAAGCACCAGAAAUUUGUGCACAAUCCAACUCCGAUGGAGUUUUAGUUGCUCACGAAGCUUGCAAUUAUUACUAUAAAUGCGCAAAUCAGAAGCCCAUUAGUCUUAAAUGUCCGAGAGGCCUUUAUUACAAUCCAAAUAAGCGCUGGUGUGACUGGCGUAAAAGUGUCGAUUGUGGCAACAGAACUAUUUCAAACAAUGAUGACGAAGAUACUAACGUUAAUGAAAAUGACAAUGAAGGCAAUAACAACACUCAGGAAAUUGCUAAUAACGAACACGUUGAUGCUGCAAAGAUUUGUGCGCAGCAAGAAAUUGAUGGCCUUUUAAUAGCCCAUGAAAAUUGCAAUAUGUUCUAUACGUGUUCUGGUAAGCAACUGUUUGCUCAAAGAUGCCCUGAUAAUCUUGUCUACAAUCCGAGCACGGAAGUGUGCGACUGGCCUGAAUUUGUCAACUGUGGUAAUAAAACAACUGCAGAGCCUGAGAAGAAUGACAACGGUAGUGAUGGAGACAGUAACAACACUCAGGAAAUUGCUGAAAACGAUCACGUUGAUGCUGUAAAGAUUUGUGCGCUGCAAGAAAUUGAUGGCGUUUUAAUAGCCCAUGAAAAUUGCAAUAUGUUCUAUACGUGUUCUGGUAAGCAACUGUUUGCUCAAAGAUGCCCUGAUAAUCUUGUCUACAAUCCGAGCACGGAAGAAUGCGACUGGCCUGAAUAUGUCAACUGUGGUAACAAAACAAUUGCAGAGUUUGAGAAUAAUGACAACGGUAGUGCUGGAGACAAUAACAACACUCAGGAAAUUGCUAAUAACGAUCACGUUGAUGCUGCAAAGAUAUGUGCGCUGCAAGAAAUUGAUGGCGUUUUAAUAGCCCAUGAACAUUGCAAUAUGUUCUAUAAGUGUUCUGCUAACAAACUAGUCGCUCACAGAUGUCCUGAUGGUCUUAUGUACAACCCCAGCACGGUACUCUGCGACUGGCCUGAAUUUGUCAACUGUGGUAAUAAAACAACUGCAGAGCCUGAGAAGAAUGACAACGGUAGUGAUGGAGACAGUAACAACACUCAGGAAAUUGCUGAAAACGAUCACGUUGAUGCUGUAAAGAUUUGUGCGCUGCAAGAAAUUGAUGGCGUUUUAAUAGCCCAUGAAAAUUGCAAUAUGUUCUAUACGUGUUCUGGUAAGCAACUGUUUGCUCAAAGAUGCCCUGAUAAUCUUGUCUACAAUCCGAGCACGGAAGAAUGCGACUGGCCUGAAUAUGUCAACUGUGGUAACAAAACAAUUGCAGAGUUUGAGAAUAAUGACAACGGUAGUGCUGGAGACAAUAACAACACUCAGGAAAUUGCUAAUAACGAUCACGUUGAUGCUGCAAAGAUAUGUGCGCAGCAAGAAAUUGAUGGCGUUUUAAUAGCCCAUGAACAUUGCAAUAUGUUCUAUAAGUGUUCUGCUAACAAACUAGUCGCUCACAGAUGUCCUGAUGGUCUUAUGUACAACCCCAGCACGGUACUCUGCGACUGGCCUGAAUUUGUCAACUGUGGUAAUAAAACUACUGCAGAGCCUGAGAAGAAUGACAACGGUAGUGAUGGAGACAGUAACAACACUCAGGAAAUUGCUGAAAACGAUCACGUUGAUGCUGUAAAGAUUUGUGCGCUGCAAGAAAUUGAUGGCGUUUUAAUAGCCCAUGAAAAUUGCAAUAUGUUCUAUACGUGUUCUGGUAAGCAACUGUUUGCUCAAAGAUGCCCUGAUAAUCUUGUCUACAAUCCGAGCACGGAAGAAUGCGACUGGCCUGAAUAUGUCAACUGUGGUAACAAAACAAUUGCAGAGUUUGAGAAUAAUGACAACGGUAGUGCUGGAGACAAUAACAACACUCAGGAAAUUGCUAAUAACGAUCACGUUGAUGCUGCAAAGAUAUGUGCGCAGCAAGAAAUUGAUGGCGUUUUAAUAGCCCAUGAAAAUUGCAAUAUGUUCUAUACGUGUUCUGGUAAGCAACUGUUUGCUCAAAGAUGCCCUGAUAAUCUUGUCUACAAUCCGAGCACGGAAGUGUGCGACUGGCCUGAAUUUGUCAACUGUGGUAACAAAACAACUGCAGAGCCUGAGAAGAAUGACAACGGUAGUGAUGGAGACAGUAACAACACUCAGGAAAUUGCUGAAAACGAUCACGUUGAUGCUGCAAAGAUUUGUGCGCUGCAAGAAAUUGAUGGCGUUUUAAUAGCCCAUGAAAAUUGCAAUAUGUUCUAUACAUGUUCUGGUAAGCAACUGUUUGCUCAAAGAUGCCCUGAUAAUCUUGUCUACAAUCCGAGCACGGAAGAGUGCGACUGGCCUGAAUUUGUCAACUGUGGUAAUAAAACUAUGGCAGAGCCUGAGAGUAAUGACAGCGGUAGUGAUGAAGGCAAUAAUGAGAAUGAGGACAACAAUACUACUGUAGGACCUAUCAAUGAUAAUCCUGCUGAAGCACGCACGAUUUGCGCACAAGAUGAAUCUGACGGUAUACUGAUUGCCCAUGAAAAUUGUGACCAUUUCUAUAUCUGCAAUUUGUUUGUUCCAAUAACUGUAAAAUGUGGAAAAGAUCUAUAUUUCAAUGCUAACGAGGAACGUUGUGAUUGGCCCAAUAAUGUUGACUGUGGUGACAGGGUCAUCCCUACAUACAAUAAUACUGAAAGUGACGGUCAAGAAACUUUAAAUUUGGACCCUAACGAGGCACCAGAAAUCUGUGCUCGUGAUGGAUCUGACGGCGUUUUAAUCGCACAUGAAAACUGUAACCAGUACUACAAAUGUUAUCAAGGAGAACCCAAUGCAUUGAAGUGCAGUGGUAACCAUAUGUAUAAUUCUUACAAAGAAUGGUGUGACUGGGCUGAAAAUGUGGAUUGUGGUGAAAGGAUCGUUCCUGGUAAUAAUGAUAGUUCUGAAAAUGGUAACCCUACGAUGGCAUCAGAAAUAUGCGCGCGCGAAGAAUCUGAUGGCAUACUUGUAGCUCACGAGAUUUGCAGUCAAUUCUUCAAAUGUAGCCAUGGCGUCCCUAUUGUACUACAAUGCGGAAAUGGUCUUCAAUAUAAUGCAGACCUGGGAAUUUGUAAUUGGCCAAGUCAGGUUGAUUGCGGAGACAGACAACAAUGAAACCUGUGUAGCUUAUUGAACUUGGACUUAGAGAAUAAUUAAUACCUUUAUA
This is a messenger RNA of Pararge aegeria (speckled wood butterfly), 3503 nucleotides long. RefSeq lists its product as uncharacterized. Gene Ontology annotation, cellular component: extracellular region. Bases 5 to 3451 code for a protein of 1148 amino acids. The transcript is spliced from 2 exons. Lineage: Eukaryota; Metazoa; Arthropoda; Insecta; Lepidoptera; Nymphalidae. Gene Ontology annotation, molecular function: chitin binding. The record is from RefSeq and is a predicted model, not a curated record.